AUGGAGCACACUCUGAAGAUGCUUCAUGACGUGAUAGCGAGGUCAUUACAACAACCUCAGGUGCCACCUCAGCCACUCGUGCCACCACAACCUUCAGUUAGUACACCGAUGUUACCGUUGAUAACUGCCAUGAAAAAUAUGAAGACACCACAUUUUGAAGGAGGGACAGAUCCAUUUCAAGCCGACCAGUGGCUUCGAACAAUGGAGAAAAACUUUGAGACCCUGACGUGUUCCGAAGAAUCUAAGAAGAAGAUGGCAGUGUAUUACUUAGACAAAGACGCGGCAGAAUGGUGGGAGAGUAGGGAUCGCCAAGUAGGACAUCUGGUCACCACUUGGGCGGCAUUCAAACAAGAAUUUGAACACAAGUACUUCACUCCUGAAUCUAAGCGAAGGCUUCAACGUCAGUUUGCAAACUUGGUACAAGGAGAUAAGACGGUUAGAGAAUAUGAAUCUGAAUUUAUGCGAUUGCGACGACACGUGCUGCGAGGACAAGAUGAUGAGGAGACCAUGAUAUCUAACUUUAUGUUUGGUCUUAAACCAGAGUUAGAGAAUAGACUAGCAGUCGGUAACUACGAGAGUCUCACCGAGCUAGUGGAAAAAGCUGUGAAUGUGGAGAUCAGAUUGGAAGCUGAGAAGGCGGCAAGUAAGAAAUUCAAGCAGCAUCAAGAAGGAAAGUAUGGUGGAAAUCAAAGAUCAUUCAAGGGUAAAGAUAAGGAAAAGGAAUCGGGAGGGCCAAGUCGACGAUCUUUGUUCACAGGAAAAUGCUUUAACUGUGGCAAGACAGGCCAUAAGUCAAGUGAAUGCUUCGGGAAGAAACCUGGAUCCUUUCAGUCAAACUCCUACAAUCCUACAUGUUUCACGUGUGGAAAGAAAGGGCACAUCUCUACCCAGUGCAGCGUCAACCGUCCUAUCCCAGCUACGCCAAUCACUGUCCAUCCUCCUCCAGCUCCACCUGCAAUCGCACCAGCGCCAAAAAGGCAAGCUAUAGGAGGUAGAGUUUACGCUUUAGAACUAGAGGAUACUAAACCUCCAGGCCCAUCUAAGGGUCCCAUCACAGGUAUUUGGGUUCUUUAA
Brassica napus (rape) is the source of this 1074-nucleotide messenger RNA. RefSeq lists its product as uncharacterized. The record is from RefSeq and is a predicted model, not a curated record. Lineage: Eukaryota; Viridiplantae; Streptophyta; Magnoliopsida; Brassicales; Brassicaceae. Gene Ontology annotation, molecular function: nucleic acid binding; zinc ion binding. The transcript has a single exon. Bases 1 to 1074 code for a protein of 357 amino acids.